Messenger RNA from Spea bombifrons (plains spadefoot toad), 1793 nucleotides. RefSeq names its product MYCN proto-oncogene, bHLH transcription factor (gene MYCN). Gene Ontology annotation, molecular function: RNA polymerase II cis-regulatory region sequence-specific DNA binding; DNA-binding transcription factor activity, RNA polymerase II-specific; protein dimerization activity. The transcript is spliced from 3 exons. Gene Ontology annotation, biological process: regulation of transcription by RNA polymerase II. The record is from RefSeq and is a predicted model, not a curated record. Bases 223 to 1569 code for a protein of 448 amino acids. Lineage: Eukaryota; Metazoa; Chordata; Amphibia; Anura; Pelobatidae.
ACAGCUUGAAAGUGCGUUCAGUGACAGUGUGCGGGAGCCAGUGCAUGCAGCGCUAGGGUGCAGACACAGUGCGGUCCCAGGCUGGGUGCUAGUGCUUGCAGUGGCAGAGGGCAUUCAGUGCCUGCGCUCCCGGUGACAGCCCGCACAGAGGUAGGGUUUGACUUCCUCUUUUGGACAAGAAGACAUCUGUGUUAAAGAUUAAAGGCGUCGAGGAGCUGGAAGAUGCCUGGUGUUGUGAGUAAGAACCCAGAUCUGGAGUUUGACUCCUUGCAGCCUUGUUUUUACCCGGACGAGGAUGAUUUUUAUUUGUGUGGCCCGGACUCUGCUCCCCCAGGGGAAGACAUAUGGAAGAAGUUUGAGUUACUUCCCACUCCUCCUCUCUCGCCCAGUCGAGCUGGGCUGCAGAAUGACCCUCUGUCCCCCGGACAGUGGCCUUUGCUGGAUUAUGGGUUGUCUGCUGAAGGGAAUUCCUUGGACUGGGCAUCUGAGUUGCUUCUUUUGCCCCCCGAGACUGACCUUUUGGGGGGAUCUGGCUGGGGUUUGCUGCAGAACACAGAGCUUGGUUUGUCUCCCUGCAACUUGAAGUCCAUCAUCAUCCAGGACUGUAUGUGGAGCGGCUUCUCAGCCAGGGAAAAGCUGGAAAGGGCUGUAAGCGAGAAGUUGGGCAAAGCUGUAGAAGCCACCAACACCAGCCAGCCUGGGACCCUUACUGCCAGCAGCAUCACAGUGCGAGGGGAGGAUCUGAACAACCCUGCAACUCACUGUGUUGACCCAGCAGUGGUGUUUCCAUUCCCAGUCAACAAGGGGGAGAAUUGCAGAGGUGUCCAAGCUGGUGCCUCCAGCAGUGUCUCUCCCUCUUCAUCUGUACCUUCUGCUGCACCAAGCAAGAGCAACGCUCAUUCCUGCAUGACCAGCUCCAGCUCUGGAUGUGACAGCCACAGUGAAUCAGAUGAUGAAGAAGACGAUGACGAAGAAGAAGAAGAAGAAGAAGAGGAGGAGGAGGAAGAAAUUGAUGUUGUAACAGUGGAGAAAAGGCGGACUUCCUCCAAGUCUGUUACAUCGCUUACAAUCACUGUACGCUCCAAGAACAUCAAUUUGGCUCAAGGAAAGGCCACACAAAGUGAUUUGAUUCUCAAGAGAUGUGCCCCUGUUCAUCAGCAACACAACUACGCAGCUCCUUCCCCAUACGUGGAAACUGAGGAAGUGGUCCCUCCCCCAAAAAAGCAAAAAAAUGAGGUGCCUCGUGUUGUUAAGAGCAUUAUGCCACCGAAGUCGAAAAGCUCUAGCCCACGCAACUACGACUCGGAAGACAGCGAGAGAAGACGGAACCACAACAUUCUAGAACGCCAGCGCCGCAAUGAUCUGAGAUCCAGCUUCCUCACGCUAAGGGACCACGUACCAGAACUUGCUAAAAAUGACAAAGCCGCUAAAGUAGUAAUCCUGAAAAAAGCCACUGAAUACGUCCAUUCCCUUCAGGCCGAUGAGCAAAAACUCUUGCAAGAAAAAGAAAAACUGCAACUCAGACAGCAACAGUUGCUUAAAAAAUUGGAACAUGCAAGGACUUGCUAACUGUCUUUCUCCCCUCCUGAACUCUCACUGCCACUUUGCACUUUUUUUUUUCUUUAUACAACAAAAGCGUUUUGACGUUUCUGAAUGUUUGGUUUUAUUUCAAUCCAGUUCACUCUACAGUUGAAAAUACAUUUUUAUAUGGAAUUUUUGUAAACAGCUGGAUGACUUUGAGGUGUUUUUGAAUAGACUGCCAAAUUAUUUACUGUAUUUUUUAUUUUUAUUAU